This is a messenger RNA of Melanaphis sacchari, 947 nucleotides long. Its product is annotated as apoptosis regulatory protein Siva-like. Gene Ontology annotation, biological process: extrinsic apoptotic signaling pathway. The record is from RefSeq and is a predicted model, not a curated record. NCBI's taxonomy places the organism in Eukaryota, Metazoa, Arthropoda, Insecta, Hemiptera, Aphididae. The coding region runs from base 513 to 947 and encodes 144 amino acids. The transcript is spliced from 4 exons. Gene Ontology annotation, molecular function: CD27 receptor binding.
AUUAUCAUCACAAUAAAUAACUGUGUUAAAAAUACUGAAGAGUAACGAACUUGAUUUGUUGUGAACUGAUAAUUACAAAUUUAGAUUACAAACAUAAAAAAUUACAAUUUACAGUACAAAAUUGUAGUGUUGCAUGUGCCGUUCUCUGUUGUGUUUAUGUUCGUUUUCUAUAAUCUGUCGGCUUUAGAACGUUAAUACUUACCUAUUACUUAUUAAUUAUUAUAUAAUUCUACCGAGAUUUGAUUAAUGAUUUAGAGAAAAAAUUCCACCUAUUUACAUUAGCCUCUUAUAUCACGGCUAAAUAGAUUUAUUUAUUAUAUAGCAGCAUACAUAUUAUUAUUAAUACUGUUAAGAGUGACAGUGUGUUGUGUGUACACAGAUUUUUUUUGUUACCAAAUACAAACGGGAUUAUUUGUUUUUGAUUUUUUUUCUGUAUCUGGAUCUUUAAUUAUUUUCGUUAACGAUAUAAUAAAACAGAACUACAUAGCAACGAAUACAUUUUUAACAACGACAUGAAUAAGAGAAGGUAUCCAUAUGAUAUUGAUAUGUGUCCUCAGUUAAAAAUACACAUAGGAGAGAAACAAGUUGCCAAUGGAGUUUUGGGACCAUCCAAAAUGUCUGAAAUUUAUGAAAAGACUAAGCAGAUUUUGUUUCAAAGAGCAAAAGCAUCUUUUGAAGCAAUAGAACACGUAGUUGUUGAUAAAAUUCCACGUGACGAUAAACCAUCCAAACAAAUGCAGUUAACAUUUGAUGGAAAAUUAUGCAAGCCUAAUGUUUUAAUUGAAAAUUCGAAUAGGUAUAAUUACAAUCAAGAAAAAUGUAAUUUUUGUUCACAAACAGAAAAAUUAGAUUUUUGUGGGGUAUGUAGAGAGAUAUUUUGCAAUAUGUGUUCAUUUUCUUUGUUUGGCGAUGAAGUGAAUAAAAUUUGUUUAACAUGUUAUAAAUAA